Messenger RNA from Acipenser ruthenus (sterlet), 2016 nucleotides. Its product is annotated as potassium voltage-gated channel subfamily G member 1-like. The coding region runs from base 300 to 1826 and encodes 508 amino acids. The transcript is spliced from 4 exons. NCBI's taxonomy places the organism in Eukaryota, Metazoa, Chordata, Actinopteri, Acipenseriformes, Acipenseridae. Gene Ontology annotation, biological process: regulation of delayed rectifier potassium channel activity; potassium ion transmembrane transport; protein homooligomerization. The record is from RefSeq and is a predicted model, not a curated record. Gene Ontology annotation, cellular component: membrane; voltage-gated potassium channel complex. Gene Ontology annotation, molecular function: delayed rectifier potassium channel activity.
CAGCGAACCCGACUGAAAGUACACGCAGUGCAUCAGAUAGGAGCUCUGCCGAUGUAGCCGGGAUAUUCAGCCCAGAUCAACCUCCGGACACAAGUCCAGAAGAAAUAUGCCUUUACACAGCUGAAUCCCGAAUUCAAGAAGGUGCUGAGAAGGGAAGCAACGAUUCUCUCUGGUUUGAAGACUAUAAACCUGUGCUGACUAGAAUACAAGACAUCAACCUUAACUACUUCAAACUCAGCACAGAAGGAUGCACUCUGUUAGCCGACAUCGUCCUCCAGUGAUGUGAAAACUGGCUCAAGAUGACUCUGCUGACAGGAGAAGGUUCUGACUACGACUACAGCGCUCUCAGCUGUGCCUCGGACACCUCCAUCAACCAACGCCCCUUCACGGAGAGCGAGGUCGUCAAGGGAACGUUUUACCAAAGAGCACAGCUGAUCUCCCCAGGGAAGGACAUCUACAGCACAGUGCGCCCUGGAGACCGGAAGCAUCACGCCAUCAUAAACGUAGGAGGGAUCAAGUAUCUUCUGCCAUGGACCACCUUAGAAGACUUCCCUCUGACCCGACUUGGACAGCUCAAGUUCUGCACCAACUUUGAUGAGAUCAUGAGCCUAUGCGAUGACUACGACGUAACCUGCAACGAGUUCUUCUUCGACCGGAACCCAGGAGCCUUCCGGACCAUCAUGACCUUCUUGAGGGUAGGAAAGCUGAGGAUGCUCCGCGAGGUGUGCGCCUUGUCUUUCCAAGAAGAGCUGCUCUACUGGGGGAUCGAGGAGGACAGUCUGGACUGGUGCUGCAAGAGGAAGUACCUCCAGAAAAUCGAGGAGUUCAACGAGAUGUACAAGAGGGAGGAGUUGACGGAGACCGAUCAACCAUGCGAGGUUCCACCAGUGACCAGGCUCGGGCACUGCAUGGGGAAACUCCGAGACAUGGUGGAGAGGCCACAGUCUGGGCUGCCUGGAAAAAUCUUUGCCUGUCUGUCUGUGCUGUUUGUGACAAUCACUGCAGUUAACCUGUCCAUAAGCACCAUGCCGGCUCUGAGAGAAGAAGAAGAGAAUGGCGAGUGUUCACAGAUGUGCUACAACAUUUUCAUUGUGGAGAGCGUUUGCGUGGCUUGGUUUUCCUUAGAAUUCACUCUGCGCUUCAUCCAAGCACGGAGCAAAUUUGAUUUCCUGAAAACACCCCUGAAUCUCAUUGACAUCUUUGCCAUCCUACCCUAUUACAUCACCUUGCUGGUCGACAUCACCUCAGCAGACGAUAAAAAGCCGGGGUCUGGCAAUAAUUACCUGGACAAGGUCGGCCUAGUGCUACGUAUCCUCCGGGCCUUGAGAAUCUUAUACGUGAUGCGACUUGCUAGACACUCCCUGGGCCUUCAGACGCUAGGACUCACAGCGAGACGUUGUACCAGAGAGUUUGGCCUACUACUGCUCUUCCUGUGUGUGGCUAUAGCGCUUUUCUCCCCUCUGUUAUACCUCAUUGAAAACGAAAUGUCAGGCUCUCAAGACUUCACAAGCAUACCUGCCUGUUACUGGUGGGCAGUGAUCACCAUGACAACGGUAGGCUAUGGAGAUAUGGUUCCCAGAAGCAUUCCUGGCCAGGUGGUGGCCCUAAGCAGCAUUUUGAGUGGAAUUCUGCUGAUGGCCUUCCCUGUGACUUCUAUCUUCCACACUUUCUCCAGGUCCUACAUAGAGCUGAAGCAAAAACAGCAGAGGGAUAUGCGCAGACGAACGCAUUUCCUUUUUAAGACCAAGUCCCAGCUUAGCGACAUUUCUCUGGAGAGUGACAUUCUGUUCCACAGUGUGUCUUCUGAAAUGAGAGAUAAUGACUGAGAACAAGAACUGUACAUGUAUAUAUUUUUUUGCAUUAAAUUGAGCCUCUAAUAUCCUAAAUAAUGUGAACCAGGCAGUGUUGAACUAUCACUGUGAGCGACGAGGGUGAAUUAUUGACCUCUUUAUUAAAUGGCCAUUAUAAUGGGUCAAUAAUAACACAUAGCACCUAUAAUGGGUCAACUGCUGACUC